CAAAACACCUAGUCAAAUUCCUUGUAUGUGUAAAUAAUAAUGUACUUGGCAAUACAAACUGAUUCUGAUAAUGCAACUUGUCAGAGAAAAGUAGUGACAUAUUAUUAAUUCUAAACCUAUCAGUCAAUGAGGAAACCCUGGUCAUAAUAUGGUUUGAAUUAAAAUGAUUUACAACAACUAUAUAAUGUAAUUAUUCUUUGUGUAAUAUUACAUUUUGCACGGCGACCUUGGAAAAGGAAGCUUUAUCUCAAUUACUCCUUUUUUUUAUUUUAUAUAAAUGAAGACGAAACGCACGCAUAGAAGAACCCGGAUGACGUCACGACAGUUUACCUGUCUGCCAAACACACCUGCUCUUAACGAAACAUAAUUAUCCGCCUGCAGGUGCCGCUGCAGCGUCAGUCGCGCUGGUUUCCCCUCCACCAACAACUGCACCAAACACUGUUUGAAGUGAUUACUUUGUGAAAACAUUCUCACAUUUAGCUCCAGACGAUGUCACUGUCAACAUUCAGCCCGUUGAGUCCGCGUGCAGCUGCUGCGCAGUUACUUUGUUUCUCUUUGUCGCAUUGGAUUUAAAGGAGAAGCGCAGUUACUGGAUAUUAAUUUGGGGGAAUUGCACUGAAGUUGUUAGCCGUCGAUGGUGGCGGCCUCUCUGGAGAUGUGUGGUCACUAUGGGAUGUCGUGGUGAAAUGUCCGUCAGUGACUUGAAUCGUGUCUUUGGUUGAUUUUUGGGAGACGGGACGCAGAGAGGAGGAGGUGGAGGAGGAGGAGGGAGCCGGAGAAGUAACAGCCGAGGAGCAGAGUGGAAGACGUGCAGCUAACCGACACUGAAGACAGCCUAAAAAACUCGGAGGACACGCGAAGGACACUGGCAUUGCUCCUCCUGGACCAUGGGUAACCACACUGGCAAAGACAGCCAUGGCCCCAAAGGUUCUCCUUUAGAUUUCUUCCAGACGCCUCCCACCACUCCCUCAGAGGGACAGCUGACCAGCAUGGCCUUAUCCCCGACAGCCUCCUCUGAUAAAGCACAGACGCCAUCGCCGGCCGGCAGCACCACCCCCCCUUCCACCACGUCUCCAAUCGCAGAGUGGUCACAGAAAGUGCCUGCUUCCUCAGAAUGGGCUGUGAUAAGUGUGGACAGCGUCACCCCCUCGGACACCAAAGUGAGCGAGAGGAAGACGGCAGGCAGCGCUGGCACCCCAGCGUCUCAGCCUCCGUCCAGAGGAUCACCUCUAGAGCAGAGCUGGCAGGAGAGAGACAGCGGAGUGGAGCCGCAGGCUGCAGCCGAGCGAGCCGAGGAGGAGAUGACUCUGGUUUUACUCAGUCUGAUGGAGCAUCAGAGGGCCUCACUGGGCCUUACUCCCAAAACUGAUGUUAUAACAGGAGCAGUAGAGCUGCUCAGGCGUUUGAUAACUGAGAGAGAUGAGCUGGUGGAAGAGGUGGACACACUGAGGGAGACUCUGAGGACGGAGAGGCUGGAGUGGCAUCAGUUCCAGUGUGACCUGCAGGUGGCGGUGUCUGUGGCCGACCGGCUGCGCAUGGAGUCGGAGCAGGCUCUGGGUUUACUUCAGCAUAGCCACAGGGCUGUGGAGGAGCAACUGGCCCUGGCACUGAGCCGACAGCAGGAGACGGACAGAGAGCUGCAGAGUCUGAGAGCCGAGCACACAGACGUCUGCCGCCAACUGGAAGAACUCUCCCUGCAGCAGCAGCGAGCUGAGCUGGACACUCUGAGUGACACACGUGCGGUGGAAGACAAAACGGAUGAUAAAGAGGCAGAGAACAGGGACUCUGAGGAGGGACAGGGAGAGGACGUACAGGAGCAUGUGGAGGAAGCUGAAGCAGAGACUGAAGCCAAAAAUGUGGAAAAGCAGGAGGAUGAAGGAAACGCAGAUAUAGAACCUGAUGCAGAUCAGGAUCCAGAGGAUGAAAAUGGAUCAGGGGGCAAGCAACUAUCGGGAAAGGGGGUGGCGGAAGGAUACCUCCGUAGUUUAGCUGCUCUGGAGAAAAAGAAGGGGGACGGACGUGUGCAGAGGGAUCCGAGGAGGAUUGUGAUGCUGUCUGAAAGAUCUUGGAGUUUAUCUCGUCUCCCGCUUCCAACGGACCCGUUCAGUCAAAGCGGUGCUGCAGACAACACAAGCACAACUUUACCACUAUGCAAGAAAGAGCAGCCGACUAAAGGGAGAAGGAUGGAUCGUAUUUUACAGCGUCAGGACAGUUGGUCCAGCUUUUACACCGCAAAACAGGAGGAGGACCAAAGCUCAGAAUCUAUCAAACCUCAGGAUGGUUUCAGUGCUCUGCUGCGGCGUCACGGCGGCUCCCGAAGAAACUCCCUGCUGCGCUGGUGCCAAAGUCGUACGCAAGGUUAUAAGAACAUUGAGAUCACCAACUUCAGCAGCAGCUGGGAGGAUGGUUUGGCGUUCUGUGCCGUUUACCACACAUAUUUACCAAAUCACGUCCCGUACGAUGUCCUCAACCCAGAGGAGAAGAGGGAAAAUCUGGACCUUGCUUUUAAGACAGGAGAGAAUGUGGGAAUCACACCCACGUUGUCAGUGGAGGAGAUGUUGAAGGCCGGCGGGCCGGACUGGCAGAGGGUCCUCGGUUACGUCGAAAGCAUCUUCCGUCACUUUGAGAUGUGAAGUCGUCUCCUCCAGCAUCUUUCUCGUACUUUUUUCUGUCAUUGGUGACUCAACCUAAAAGAACUCACAUGUUGUUUGUUCUCCACAUGAGGGAGCUCUCUUCAUAAUGAAUUUGUCCAGAAUGUAUCUGAAAAAUCAGACAUAUGAUGUUUUUAAUGUAUCGAUAC
Molecule: messenger RNA, 2800 nt
Organism: Solea solea (common sole)
Lineage: Eukaryota; Metazoa; Chordata; Actinopteri; Pleuronectiformes; Soleidae
Product: cytospin-A-like
Exons: 12
Coding region: 888-2633 (581 amino acids)
Molecular function (GO): protein binding
Source: RefSeq, a predicted model, not a curated record